UUGCUUGUAAUUUACAAGGUGAUCAGAGGCAGCAAAGAAACACACACACACACACAGAGAUGGGAUCCUUGGGCCCUGCCGUGAGCGUGAGCAUGGCCAAGGCCAACGGCGGCACGGCUGCCGUCGGUGGCCAGAAGCAGCAGCGGAAGCCGGAGCGCGGCACGUUCAGCUGCGGCUUCCAGAUGCCUCUGCACUACCCGCGGUAUAGGAAAGCGGACUACGAGGCGAUGCCGGAGUGGCGCGUCGACUGCCUGCUCCGAGAGUACGGCCUCCCUGUCACCGGCGACGUCGAGGAGAAGAGGAGGUUCGCCAUGGGCGCCUUCCUCUGGCCCGGCCAGUAUUGAUUCGCCCUCUUACAUAUUGCCACUUGGAGCAGAGGCCGAUCAGCGAGUGAGCGCCUAGUAGAGACUGAUCAGCAAUGGCAGCAGCAACAUCACGUCCCCAUGUAUGAAGAAGACAUCGUGUCCAUAUUAUUUUAUCUACUCUCUCCGUAAAUUAAUAUAGGAGUGUUUAUAUCAUUAAAGUUUACGGAGGGCGUAUCAUCUAUCAUAAUCUCCAACCCCCCAUAGACAAAUACAGUAUAAUCUCCAAUUCUCCAUAGACAAAUAUUUUCUUGGAGCAGUUCUGAUGUGCCUACGUUUACGUGUAAGCAGUGGAAGAAUGUGUUUUUUUUAUCUUCUUAUACAUGUAAAUUAAUGCUUUCUGUGUACGUCCGACGUUGA
Molecule: messenger RNA, 722 nt
Organism: Triticum aestivum (bread wheat)
Lineage: Eukaryota; Viridiplantae; Streptophyta; Magnoliopsida; Poales; Poaceae
Exons: 1
Coding region: 60-344 (94 amino acids)
Source: RefSeq, a predicted model, not a curated record